This is a messenger RNA of Saccostrea cuccullata (small rock oyster), 3480 nucleotides long. RefSeq lists its product as uncharacterized. The coding region runs from base 1 to 3480 and encodes 1159 amino acids. The record is from RefSeq and is a predicted model, not a curated record. Lineage: Eukaryota; Metazoa; Mollusca; Bivalvia; Ostreida; Ostreidae. The transcript has 13 exons.
AUGAGAGAUGAACUUUUAGGAAAGGAAUAUGUGGUACCUGCUUACAUUGAUCUUCAUGUUAAUUACUCUCUUGCAUUUGGAAACCCUCAAAAUAAAACAGUCACAGUUAACAUUGAAUUCCCGACUGUCGAUGACUAUUCCCGCAAACUUUGUAAAAAUCAGACAAACGUGUUGAUUAUUCCUGCUUUCCAAUUCAAAAUUUUGGAAUUACAAUGUGAUAUCAUUGGAACACAUGUUAAAGCCUCAGAAAAUGUCAUUGUUUACUCUGCAACUAUAAAAGAAGAAGUCGGAGGGAUACCGGAUUUAUUGAUGAUUGAACAGCUCAUACCAGUAAGACUGUGGGGAACCUACUACGUAGUAGUGCCCUCUGGGAAAAGCCCCGAGGGGGACAGAAUUUUGGUGAUAACUGCACAUGAAAACACCACAGUUCAUAUUUUAGGGCACGAUCAUGUCACCAUCCAAGGUAAAUACGACAGAAUACAAAGACGUAUUUUAGGAACAUCGCCAAUCACCAUCAAGUCCUCAAAACCAGUGACUGUGACGCAAUUUGUUGUUCGGAGUGACGACACAUCUAUGAUAAACAUUAUUCCACUAAAAUACAAGAUUGAUAAAAGCGACUUGAUGAAAAAUGACUCUCUCAGUUACACUUACAUACAGGGUGAAAAAGAAGAUGGCACGAAUAUUUCACUGUCUAAAUAUCACGCAUACAGUGGGAGAAAGUUUCCGAAGUUACCCGAGUUUAUACUAAGUUGCACCCUUUUGCAUAAAGAAUCCGAACUGCUUCCUAGGAGUAACUGUGGUUUUAUGGAUGAAUCCCAGACCGAGGAUAUCUGGCCGGUAAUGGUGCCCGGAGAUGGCAUAGAUAACGAUGGCGAUAAUCAAAUAGAUGAAGACGAUUGUUGUCAGUCAGAUUUGUUUGGAACUCUGUUUGUUAUUCCGGUUAUUCCUUUGAAUACGUAUACUGUUUUGAAUACGUAUUUAAAAUGUUCUGUCAGUGGACAAGAUGAAAUAUCAGUUAGGUUUUCUAAAUAUCCGACCAUAAAUUGGAGUCCACUAUCUGUCCCCAGGAUAGAUAAUAUAUUUGAAAUAAAAAAUCUUACAAGAGAUCCCUUGAUUGUAAAAUCAAAUAAUGAAAAAGAAAUUUUAUUAUCAUGCCAGUACAUGUGUGAUUCAGGGACACAAUGUUCUAACAAAUUUAUCGUGCCUCCAGUGGAUAUUUUACAGACCGAGUAUUUUGCAACAAUUCCACUUACCCCAAUACCGGAAACUGUCUCUCAGAAAGGAUGCCUUGUAGCUGGAAUAUUUGAUAACACGAAAUUCACUUAUCUUGAGAAUACACAAAUUUUAACACUCCAAAAAGGUAAACAACAAGCAAUCCAACUUUUGACAGUCAAUGGAACAUUUAUUACAUCAAGUCAUAUUAUAUCAGUCCUGUGUUUUAUCAAAUAUAAGGCUGAUACCUCUGAACACUACCUAAUAAAUCAUGUCCUUCCAAUUUCUGGAACUCGAUUCAAUAUAAAAACAUCAGACAAUCUUUCUGAAGAAAAAUUGGUACUGAUAUCAACGGAUGAGAACACGGUUUUAAACUUGACUUCUAUAAAUCACGCGAAUUCAGAGAAUGUGUUCAAUGAAUAUCGUCUCAUUCAAAAAGGAGGUCAAAUGGAAAAUCUUGACUGGGAAAACACGUCAAAUCUCGAAUUCAGAGUAAUUUCUAGCAAGCCUAUAAUCGUAAUGGCAUCAUUUGAACGAAAAAACCAAGAUGGAUCCCAUUCUAGUGGGUAUGACUUUGUACAUGUUGCACCAGAUCCAAAUACAGAUUCCGAAGUUCAUGUAUACAGAAGCUUGGACCGUACGGAAUCUGACCUGUCAAAAUUUACCAUCACGGAGAGAAUUUACCCUUUCACUUCACAUCAGAUCCCAGGAGAUGGCGAAGACAAUGACAGGGAUGGACUAAUAGACGAAGAAUACUGCGGGUUCCUCUGGGGCGACGAGGUUCUCGUGGACUAUGAUUUAGACGGAGCGCUGAACGAGGAUUGUAAAGGAUGUCCAGAAGGCAAAGAGCUACUUUCUACCUUCAUUUGUGAAUUUUGCGAAAUCGGAACUUACCGGGAAAAUUCGUCUCGGAUUGAUAAAUGUGAACAAUGUGGAAUGAAUAUGACUACAUACAACAAUGCAAGUACAUCUCAAACAGAUUGUAUUCCUAUUUGUGAGGAAGGAAUGGAGCUAAAAAAUGUUACUGAGAAAUGUGAACCUUGUCCAUUUGGAUACUACAAAACUGUCUCAGCAAACGACACGAGUCUCCGUGUUUCUGACAGGUUUUGGUGCAAGAAAUGCCCAGCUGAGAAGACAACUAACGAUACAGGGUCUACGAGCAUAAAGGAUUGUAUAGCUAUUUGUGAGGAAGGAAUGGAGUUAGAAAAUAGAAUUGAGAAUUGCGAACCAUGUCCAGUUGGUUACUACAAAAAUGUCUCGGCAAACGACACGAGUCUCAGUGUUUCUGACAGGUUUUGGUGCAAGAAAUGUCCACCUGAGAAGACAACUUACGAGAUAAGGGCUACCCACUGUAUAGAUAUCUGUGUGGAAGGAACGGAGUUUGAAAAUAUAACUGAGAAAUGUAUACCUUGUCCAGUUGGAUUCUACAAAAAUGUCUCAGCAAACGACACAAGUCACGAUUCUUCUGACAGGUUUAGGUGCAAGAAAUGUCCAGAUGGUGAGACUACCUACGAGACAGGGGCUUCCCACUGUAUAGCUAUCUGUGAGGAAGGAAAAGAGCUAGAAAAUGGAACUGAUAUAUGCGUGCCUUGUCGAGUUGGAUUCUACAAAAAUGUCUCGGCAAACGACACAAAUCUCCAUGUUUCUGACAGGUUUUGGUGCAAGAAAUGUCCAGUUAAGAAGACAACUUAUGACAGAGGUGCUACAUACUGUAUAGAUAUUUGUGAGAAAGGUAUGGAGCUAGAAAAUGGAACUGAGAAAUGUAAACCUUGUCCAGUUGGCUACUACAAAAAUGUCUCAGCAAACGACACGAGUCUCCACGUUUCUGACAGGUUUUGGUGCAAGAAAUGUCCAGCUGAAAAUACAACGUACGAGUCGGGGACCUCGAGUAUAAAAGAUUGCAUAGCUCACUGUAAGGAGGGGAUGUACUAUAAAGAUGAUAGGUGUACUGAAUGCGAAAUUGGUUUUUUCAAAAAUACCUCUAGUGAAAAUAUUACUCUCAAGAAGAACUUAAGGUGGAAUUGUACAAAAUGUCUUCCUGGAACGACAACUCUUUCAAAAGGAGGAGACAAAUGUAUUGAGCUGUGUUCAACAGGAAAAGAAUAUGACGCAAUAACAGACAAAUGUUACCCCUGUAAACUGGGCUUUUUCAAAAACAUCAGUGGAAGCAACAUUAACUGUUCUUCGUGUCCAAAUAACUAUACUACCGGACAUUUGGGGGCAAUAAGUGAAGAGCAAUGCAAAAGAGGUAAAGUAAUACUCAAUUGA